GUCUUCGUCUUCUCUCUCCUCUUGCCUCCUUUUUUAAUAUCGUCCUGUGAGUAUCGCCUCAUGUGCGGUGAAUAUACCCUGCAAAACCAAUUAGUUCUUUGAUACCCCUCUCCCCUCCCCGCCUCUGUAACGACUGCUACUCCCAUACCUGCCUGCCCACCAUGUUGAAACGAAGAAGCGCUAUCCACCCAUCUCACGCGACAGGGUUCCGAUCCAAGAGCAUCACCACCACUGCAGCGACAAAGCCCACAAAUCCGUCCUUGAACUCACCCUUCGACGACUUGCCAACCAAUGUAGGAAAUACAAGACCCUUUGAUGACCGCUGUAACACUUCCUCGCCACACGCGACCAUCCCCUCCCGCGAUAACUUUACGACCAAUCCCUUCCUCUUUAAGCCCACCACCGCCAACACCACUGACUCUGAAGCUGGCCGUUCUCAUCAAUGGGACAACUUCACGACAGUAGAGAGGGCAAAUCACACGGACAAUAUCGACCGAUACAAAUUCCAGAGCAAACAGGAGCGCACACGCAGACUAUCACUCGAUCUGCUCAAAGUCCCGUUCGGAUGGCACCGGCGCCAUCGCGCGACCUCUGCAUCUUCAGCCCUGAAACAGCUGACCAAGUCUGGUCCUCAUCACAGCCCACAACACGAGGAGAUUCUCAAGAGUAGCAGAGACACGGACCUUCACCCAGAGCAACAACAGUCGAUAUUGGACCCUGUUGAGGAUCCAUUGGGGGAGAGGGCCAUAUUGAGGAGCGCGAGAUAUCGACCAGAGGAAGUAGACGAUGAUGAAGAAGAAGAGUAUGAAGAGGAUGAACAAGAAGACAUUAAGGAACCAUCCUUUGAUCGUGGCCAGCCAAUGCUGGUUGAAAGACAGGAGCAGCAUUCGUUCAACCCAUUUUUUCAUGCAUUUAAGUCGGACCCAAAAGUCGGUAACACCGUCGAUCUGUGUGACGACGACGACGACGACGAUGAGGGCUCAAGACAGGGCUGGGCUGCAGACAGACAGGGUUAUCGGCAAUCGUGGGCUGCUUCUUGCACAGGAGGAGCCCCUCAGCCAUCACAGCAAUCCUGUCGGCGACACAGUGUCUUUUCGGACUGGUCGAUCGAGGACUAUCCACGACUGUUGGCCUUCCAGAAAAAGCAGCAGGAAAGCGAGGAACGGGAACAAGAGGAGCAGUGUAAAAAGGAGAAGGAGCAGAUGAACGAGAGGAUUUUCUCAGCAUCAAGAACAUCCAUGAGCAGAUCUACGACCGACACAACGCUAGACCAUCCCCAACUCCAACCCCAACAAGACAUCCGCAAACACCAUCGCCACACCUCCGCCUUCUCUCGUCCGCGCACCUCUUCCCCACCACCCUUUCUCACCCCCUGUCCCCGCAGGAACUCAGCCGCCGUCGGCGGAAAUACCAUCCAAACCCAACAACCACGUCCUCGCUCACUACUCGAACCUAUCAAAUGGUCCCACUUCGAAACCAAGUCCCCGCCCUACGAACCAAACAGUACCGUCCAUGACGACUUUGGGGCACAAGACAAAACCAAUGAACGGGACAAGAAAGAGUCCCGGAACGAGAGAGAGCCCUGGAACGAGAAGGAGUCCUGGAACGAAACUUUUACCUCUUCAUCCAAUCGCCCUUUCUCCUGGUGUCCACGAUCGCUGGCCCGGCGCGAAGUUCACUCAUACGCACACGAUUUCACGAAGGACAGCGGCCCUGAGCUCUGGGUGCCGUGUCCAUGGGCGUCCACUGGUUCUAGCUCCAGCCCCACAUCGCCUUCGCAAUACAGGGCCUUUCCACACGAGCGCCCGGAUUAUGAUCCGGGCGCCUAUGCAACCAGCGAGAGCGAUUCCUUUACGACGACGAUGGUGACGCGCAGCCCAAGCCGUCGUGGCUAUCAUCGUCGUCAAACCUCGUACCACGAACCACCGUAUCACGACAUACGUGAAGUUCAAAUGCGACCUUAUGGAAAGGAAGACGACCACGGGAAUGAGUACCAGUGCCGGUAUCAGGACCAGGGUAGUGAAGAUCAUGAUCGUGAACGUUAUAGAGACGAAACCGAGGCGACCGGUCGAUACGAUCGCGUGUACGGGGAUAAAGCGGUUCCAGCACAGAAGGACCGCCUUCGGAGGGACGAUAAGGAUCAUGGAGUUCGGUAUUAUUACAAUUCAUUGAGCUGGCAAGCAGACCUUGGCGACGAUUCUGAAGGCCAUUCAAACAACCAUGACAACUGUAAUUAUAAUAAUAAUAACGGCAACAGCGACGAUGACCACAACGACAACAGCGACAACGACAAUGACGACAACGAGGCGCUGCACCAUUCAUCUCCUGGGAGGAACCCGUUCCAUCGGCCGCGGGGUCUCAUCAGCCGUCAAGCUAAUCUCGCAAAAGCCAAAUUCUACAAACUGCUCAAGCAUCCCCAACACCCUCACCGCCCACUUCAACAUCACGAUCACGAACGCGACCACGAACGCGAACGCGAACAUGAGCCCAAUCAUAUCCUCAUCAGCAACCACAAAAUCAACAAAGAAGAAAAAGAAGCGGGCGAAGAAGCAGGCAAAGAAGAAGAAGAGGAAGAAGAAGUCGCUGGAUACCUUGAAGAGUACGACGACACAGACCCUUCCCGCUCCGAGAGCUCCGUCUAUUCUGUAACCUCCUCCCUUCGCGCGCGCAUGCGUCUGAACCCCAAGACAAAAACCACCCUCAGCCAGGUCAAGCGUCGGAUCACGACUGCCGCCAGGACCGUCAUGACCGAGGCCAAUAAGGCUGUGAACACUGUCCUGUCCGAGGCCAACAAGGCCAAGAUCAGCGUCAGUGCCGCCGCCGCCGCCGCCGCCUCCACGACGGGCAAAGACAGAAGGAAGAAGAAGAAGAAAACCAAUAAGAGCGAUUCCCUGGAAGGUGGACCCGUUGAUGGUCAUAGUCAAGAAUGGGGGGAAGGGAAGGGACUGGGACGAGGGGCAGAUGAGGCGGAAGAUGAGGAUGAGGAGGAUGCGAAGGAAAUGGGGGCGCCGUUUUUGGAUUAUCAGGAAUACUAUCGGCACUAUAGCGAUGGUAUCGAAGGCCGGCCACGGCGCUUGACGGUUUCUGGAGCGAGGCGAUAGAAAAGGAUGUGUGUGUGUGGGAGGAGUCUGGAUGUAGACUGCCGCCGUGGUCGUGGUCAUAGUAACCAAUAGUAAAUGGUAGUUAUAGUAGUUAGUCUAGCCAUACCACUACUACAUGCACAUGCAGCAUAAACCAAAUCCACAUUGACGAGCAAAAAAAACAUGUACAGUCGGAGGACGCGA
This is a messenger RNA of Gamsiella multidivaricata, 3284 nucleotides long. RefSeq lists its product as uncharacterized. The record is from RefSeq and is a predicted model, not a curated record. Lineage: Eukaryota; Fungi; Mortierellomycota; Mortierellomycetes; Mortierellales; Mortierellaceae. The transcript is spliced from 2 exons. The coding region runs from base 162 to 3101 and encodes 979 amino acids.